AUGUCCCAGGCCACUCUAAAAGCAACUCGCUCUCGAGAUGUGAAAAUGGAUCAUGAAAACCAGACCAGAGACGACUUCAUCUCACAUCAAGAGCAUGGCGACGACUCGUCGCGGUCUCCACCACGGCAAGGUCCCUGGAGGGUGAUACUUUGGCACACAGAUAGGGGAGGGAGUCCUUGCACCCGGCCGCGGAAAUGCCUCUCCUUCACAGAGUCGAGUCCCCCGGCCCGGGGUAGCCGGAAGUAUCCGGUCUUUCCGACUCGCGCGAACAUCAGUGUCCUGAGACUCCUGACACUGACAGCAAUCAGCCAGGCCCAGCAGCUUCUCGGAGCACGAGGCGUCGCCGAUCAUUUCGGCGCUUUCGCGCUGCUGCCCACUCUCAAGUUCCAGCUAGCGGUCGAAAGAUCACGAUGCAGGUCAGUUGAGCACCCAUUUGAAAUCCAACAGUGA
This is a messenger RNA of Colletotrichum orchidophilum, 450 nucleotides long. RefSeq lists its product as uncharacterized. The coding region runs from base 1 to 450 and encodes 149 amino acids. The record is from RefSeq and is a predicted model, not a curated record. Lineage: Eukaryota; Fungi; Ascomycota; Sordariomycetes; Glomerellales; Glomerellaceae. The transcript has a single exon.